CCGGACUAAACUGCGGUAGUAAAGUAAACAGUGAAAGGUUGCAGCUUUUCCCCCUUGCUUCGCUUUCAUCAGAGAACAUGGGACAAGAUUACUACGCGGUUUUAGGGCUUACACAGAGUGCAACUGAUGCCGAUAUUAAAAAAGCGUAUCGCAAAUUGAGUCUGAAGUACCACCCUGAUAAAAAUAAAGAACCAGGAGCAACAGAAAAGUUUAAGCAGAUUGCAGAAGCCUAUGAUGUUCUAAGUGAUCUCAGGAAAAAAGCUACCUAUGAUAAAUUUGGAGAAGAAGGUCUGAAAGGAGGAGUCCCCCCUGAGUUUGGUGGUUCUGGUGCCUGGACAUCAGGGUAUACCUUCCAUGGAAAUGCAGAGAAAAUCUUCAGGGACUUCUUUGGAGGAGACAAUCCCUUUGCUGAUUUCUUUAUGAGCGAUGGUGAUGAAGUAAACACAGGAUUUGGUGGCCUGCGAGGAAGAGGCGUUAAAAAGCAGGACACACCAAUUGAGCGUGACCUUUACUUGUCAUUGGAAGACCUGUUCUAUGGGUGCAUGAAAAAAAUCAAAAUCUCACGCAGGGUAAUGAAUGAAGAUGGCCAUACUUCAAGUAUCCGGGAUAAAAUUUUAACUAUUGUUGUGAAGCCAGGCUGGAAACAAGGCACAAAAAUCACUUUUCCAAAAGAAGGAGACCAGGGUCCAAACAACAUUGCAGCGGAUAUUAUCUUCACGAUAAAGGAGAAGGUGCAUCCAAGAUUUGCAAGAGAAGGGAAUGACCUAAUAUACACAGCUAAAAUUCGACUUGGAAAGGCUUUGAUAGGCUGCACUGUGGAGGUUGAGACACUAGAUGGCAGGCUGCUCAACAUUCCUAUCAAUGACAUCAUUGGUCCAAAAUACAGGAAGGUAGUUCCAGGGGAAGGAAUGCCUCUGUCCAAGGAUGCAAACCAGAGAGGAGAUCUUGUUCUUCAGUUUGAUAUAAUUUUUCCAGAAAAGCUCACACCAGAAAAGAAACAACUAAUUCGGCAAGCACUCUUGUUAUAAGGAUGACAAACUGGAAAUGCAUCUCAACUGACUGAUGAAAGUGGUUAAUGAAAUUGCAGCCUCUACCCUAAGCUCCAUGACAGUGUACAGUGCAUAUAUCCACUGUCUGUCAGCAAAUUAAAAUAUUUUAGUAAAAUUCUC
This is a messenger RNA of Protopterus annectens (West African lungfish), 1169 nucleotides long. It is a transcript of the gene DNAJB13, whose product is annotated as DnaJ heat shock protein family (Hsp40) member B13. The record is from RefSeq and is a predicted model, not a curated record. Gene Ontology annotation, molecular function: protein-folding chaperone binding. The coding region runs from base 78 to 1028 and encodes 316 amino acids. Lineage: Eukaryota; Metazoa; Chordata; Ceratodontiformes; Protopteridae. The transcript is spliced from 8 exons. Gene Ontology annotation, cellular component: cytosol.